Molecule: messenger RNA, 1345 nt
Organism: Humulus lupulus (European hop)
Lineage: Eukaryota; Viridiplantae; Streptophyta; Magnoliopsida; Rosales; Cannabaceae
Product: protein IN CHLOROPLAST ATPASE BIOGENESIS, chloroplastic-like
Exons: 11
Coding region: 92-1150 (352 amino acids)
Source: RefSeq, a predicted model, not a curated record
UGCAAAUUUGAGGCAGACGAGAAUGGAGAUGAAAUGUGAACCAGAGCUCAAAGCAGUGCCGGGACUCGGUAAUUAAGAGCUUUACAAAAUAAUGAAGGUUGGCGGAGGAGUGGUGUACGGAGCCCCACGCGCCACCGCUCUACCCAAACUACUACUCGGCCAUGGCAGCAAUAGACUUCGCUGCUUUGCUUCUUCCUCUUCUUCUUCUUCAUCAUCAUCAUCAUCAGCUGAUCAUGUGAGUUUCAUAAAAGAUGUAGCUGCUAGUCAUCCCCCUGAGAAUUUGUCUCAGUUGAUGAAAAUGCUCAAAAUAAGAGGUGAUACUAUUAUGUCUCCGGGAGCUAAACAAGGGUUAAUCCCCAUUGCCAUUCCACUUGCUAGAAACAACUCUGGUGCUAUAACUGCUCUGCUGCGAUGGCCUACAGCUCCACCUGGCAUGGAGAUGCCAGUAGUGGAGGUCAAAAAGCAUGGAGUUUGGCUUUUGGCCAAGAAUGUAGACCAAUUGAUUCACAGAAUUCUAGUUGAAGCAGAUGCCGAAAACUCUAGUGAUGAUAGCAAAGAGCUGUUUCAUGCUUCAGCUGAUGUGGGGGAAAAACUUUAUACAAAGGGUGACUUUGCCAAGUCUCAGAUUUCAAACCUAGAUGUCUACCUUCUAAAACAAGUUGGUUUGUUCCCUGAUGUUUUAGAGCGUAAAGUAAAGCAACAUUUUGAGAAAGGAGACCAGGUUUCAGCAUUGGUAACUGGAGAAUUCUACACUAAAAAGGAGCAUUUUCCAGGAUUUGCACGGCCCUUUGUGUUCAACGCAGAGGUUUUGCUGAAAGUUGGUCGGACUGUAGAAGCUAAAGAUGCUGCAAGGGGAGCUUUAAAAUCACCAUGGUGGACACUAGGUUGCAAGUAUGAGGAAGUUGCUAAUAUAGCUCAAUGGGAUGAUGAGCAAAUUGAGUAUUUUAAGGAGAAAGUCAGUGAAGAAGGAAAGCAAGAAGAUCUUAAGAAAGGAAAGGCUCCUGCUCAGGUUGCAUUGGAUGAAGCAGCUUUCUUGUUGGAUCUAGCUUCUGUGGAGGGGACUUGGGAUGAGUCUGUUGAGCGUAUUGCUGAAUGCUAUAAAGAGGCUGGUCUUGAUGAUGUUGCCAGAUUCGUACAGUACAGAGAUUGAGUGUUAUGAGUAUAACAUAUUUUUUUAUAAAAAAAUUUAUUUUGAAUUCUUGUAAGUUGUAACCACACUAAAACAUUCAUGUGGCUACAAUUUUGAGUUAUUUUUUUCUCUUCUUUUACUUACUUUAUAGUUUAUUUGAGGUUGAAAAUUUUGUCCCGAGCUACAAAUAAACAAAUAAAGGACAUUCUUAUAUUU